AUGCUCAAACAUUCAAGGAGUAGUUUAUCAAUUUUCCUCCGGCCAAAAAGUAUUGUGUAUAAACUCUUCUCUCACCGUUACCUCUUAGUUGUUGUGAUCGUUGCGACUUCGCAAAUGAUUUUACAACUUUGGUUAGAAGGUCGAUCAUUAGUCAUUCAUCGUCAAGGAGUGGACCUCUUGGUAGAAAUUCUGGAGACGAGGAAUCGGCCGUUGCCAAUGCCGGAGCCUUCCAGCAAUGAAAUCACCCCCGCAAGUCAACCAAACCGGAGAAGUUUGCAAUAUCAAAACACAGCGUUGGAUUCAGAUCAUGGGUUGUUACUCAUGGGUCGGACACUGACGAAGCGGGAUGGGGAGAAAGAAGGAAAACCUCCUGAAAUCCCACCACCAACACCUUUAGCACUUGUUCCACCUCCAGCCGCUCCAGCAACAUCAUCAAGACUUCCACCUCAGUCUCCACCGCCUGCUGCUGGUUCGGCUGCACCACCGCCAGUUCCAGCACCAGCACCAGCACCAGCACCAGCACCAGCACCAGCACCAGCACCAGCACCAGCACCAGCACCAGCACCAGCACCAGCACCAGCACCAGCACCAGCACCAGCACCAGCACCAGCACCAGCACCAGCACCAGCACCAGCACCAGCACCAGCACCAGCACCAGCACCAGCACCAGCACCAGCACCAGCACCAGCACCAGCACCAGCUUCUACUGCUGCACAACCGCCAGUUCCUGUACCAGCUGCCGUUGCCGCACAACCGCCGGUCCCUGCACCAGCGCCAGCUGCUGCCGUCCCACCAGCAAGGCUUUCUUCUGCACCACCAUCAAAGCCCCCAUCACAACCCCCACCAGCAGCAGGAGCUCCUUCCCCAUCAAAACCAAUUGUUCCUCCACCGAAAACGAAUUCUACGCCGCCGGUGACACAACCGACUGUUCCGCCGCCACAAACAAAUCCUCCUCCACAGACACAACCUAAUGUUCCCCCGCCACAACCGAAGCCUAGCGCACCACCAUCAAAGCCUCCAUCACCACCAGUUUCUUUCCCCGCACCGUCUAAUCCUCCGCCGCCUUCACCGGCUGAAGCAGGAGGUCGUGAUGAGAAAAAAGUGAAAGCAGAAGAGGAAGUUAACAAAAGACGCAAAGAGAAGAAACCUCCCAGUAAAUCGUCCCAGACACGACUUUCAGAUGUUGAACAAGACCCAAGCGCACUUAGCAUCCUUCAGGAAGUCAAUCAGGGUGGUGAUCCUAAAACAACGCAAACUACAGAUGUUGCUGCGCCUGGCGCUGCAAUAUUUGUACUUGAUGGAAACUUGAUCAAUUUAUCGGCAAAAUGUGUUACAGCGUUGAAGCAACCCAUGAAGUUCAUCUCUCGAAGUCAUCGGACUGAUAUUGCAAGGAUAGUCUUCCAUAUUUGGCUCUGGGGUCUCACUAUCUGGGGCUUGCUUUUGGAAUCAGUUCCUCAUCUUGCUGCGGUGGUAGUAUCUCAAUUUAUCAGCACGGCAUUCGUGGCCCUGGAUUUGCGAAAAACUGUUACUAUGAAGGAGGAGUUCACAAAUGUUGUCAAUAAUGAUUGUGAUGGAGUGGAUGUGCUUCCUGAUUUCUGGGGAGUUUUGUUAAAAUUGGACAUUGUAGCUGUGGUUUUUGCUUCUGCCACUGCCCUUGCCUUCACCUUCUUGGCCUUCAAACUUUAUGCGGUCUUAGACUGGCGUACUUUCAAGAAACUUGGCGCUAGUCGAAUGGUUAGGAUCGCACAUACAGUUUCUUUGAUUUUUGCGGCCAUUCUUCAGCUCAAUGCAUACUUUGUGAUUGUUUUUCUGUCACUAUGGCUUGAAGAGGUAGUCACACACAAAUGGAAAAGUGGCUCGCAAAACCGUUUCAGCACCAAAAAUUUCAAGGCUGCUUUGGGGAUCUUGUUGGCGCUUUCAGUCCCAUGGUUAUUGGUUGGAAAUUUCUCCUUGAAAAACGAGAAUAUGAUAGGAAUAAUUGCAUUCUUAACUUAUGAUGUUGCUUUACUCUCGUUCACCAUCUUCCUUUUGUGUGAAAACUUCUACCAAAGGAUGGCAAACUUUUCGGUAUUCUUGAAUUUCACCGGAAUCAUGGCUUGCAUUCUGAUGUUUGCCAGUUUAAUUAUAGCUGUGGCUUGCCUUUUAGUGUUUGAUCGAGGACUUCUUGUCAAGGUUAAUCGGGAUUCAAAGGCCUCAUCUGAUACCUUUGAAAGGCCUUCAAUAAAUGAUGAUGAAGUAGCCUUCCCAAAUAACAACGUUACACCGUACUAUCAUCAAAGCAACCUGACAAGUCUUUCAGGCGCCAAAGAAUAUGACACCGGUUCAAUUGUUUCACAACCUCAAGCUGUACUUUCAUCUCGACUGGACUAUCUGGACCAUCCCGAAAAGAUAAAUCCAAUUGAGUUUGGUGGAAACCUAUCAGCUAAGUUUCAAGAUUCUGGAAACAAAGAAAGGCAUAGUGAUUUAUCUCCCCGGCCGUCAUGGAUUGCAGGCGAUGAGAAAAUCUGGAUGGCUCCUGAAAACAACAGACCGCGACGUCCGAGUGAUGAUUCACAUUAUUCUUUUAGUAGUGGUGCACUUUCCUAUGCUACUACAACUUCCAGUCAGUCAAGAUCAAGCCUGAAACCAGAAGAUAAAUUGGAAAAGCCCAAGCCCGCCUUGUUAUAAAUUCUUUAUAUAUUUAUGAUGAAUACCUUCCACGUUAUGAGAUGCAUCUAAUAAAUAUCAGAGUUAUUCUUCAUGUUCAUAUCUUCAGAUUUCAAGAGAAUCAAGAUUACAAACCAGCAAAUUUGUGAAAAUUGUAGAUACCAUGACAAAGCUAAUAAGACCUAUUGACUGUUUACAUGUAGAUAACUUGAAAUUUAUAUGCAUUGAAAAUUGGAGCAG
This is a messenger RNA of Puccinia graminis f. sp. tritici CRL 75-36-700-3, 2886 nucleotides long. RefSeq lists its product as uncharacterized. The transcript has 12 exons. Bases 1 to 2667 code for a protein of 888 amino acids. NCBI's taxonomy places the organism in Eukaryota, Fungi, Basidiomycota, Pucciniomycetes, Pucciniales, Pucciniaceae. The record is from RefSeq and is a predicted model, not a curated record. Gene Ontology annotation, cellular component: Golgi apparatus.